Molecule: messenger RNA, 5873 nt
Organism: Onychostoma macrolepis
Lineage: Eukaryota; Metazoa; Chordata; Actinopteri; Cypriniformes; Cyprinidae
Gene: phf2
Product: PHD finger protein 2
Exons: 22
Coding region: 416-3574 (1052 amino acids)
Biological process (GO): regulation of transcription by RNA polymerase II; protein demethylation
Molecular function (GO): transcription coregulator activity; histone demethylase activity
Source: RefSeq, a predicted model, not a curated record
UGCAGCUGGUUCGACGGUUGGCUGGAGAUCCCUGGCGGUGGAUUUUCGUCUUUCUAUCGUCCCGGGAAACCCUGAGAAGCAGCCGCAGCGUUUAAUGAGCUCCAUUCAUCUGGACCAGCAUGACCGAGGCGUUUUUUCCCGUCUUGUAGACUGACGUAACAAUAUUACAAUGAAAGGAUGCAUUUUCUUGGGCUUUAUGAAAGUCUCGGCGCUCGUAUAGUCACCAGGGGGCAUGCACACGUCAAUGCAGCGCGGGAAACAUUUUAACAUCGUAACAUUGUAACGUCGGAUCGGGGGAACGUUCGAAUGGACGUAGGAGCAGCUCCGCGGCUCUUCAUAUCGCUGUAGUUUGUGUUACGGGAGGUUCCUGCUGCCCCCAUCCAUCUCUCCGGCUGUUGUUGUGAAUUGAUCUAACAUGGCGACUGUACCCGUCUAUUGCAUCUGCAGAUUACCUUACGACGUAACCCAGUUUAUGAUCGAAUGCGACGCCUGCAAAGACUGGUUUCACGGCAGCUGUGUGGGAGUGGAUGAAGAUGAAGCACCAGAUAUUGACAUCUAUCACUGUCCUAACUGUGAAAAGACCCACGGCAAAUCCACCUUGAAAAAGAAAAAGAGCUGGAAUAAGCAUGACACGGGGCAAAGUGGAGACGUCAGACCGGUUCAAAAUGGAAGUCAGGUGUUCAUAAAAGAGCUGCGCAGCAGGACAUUCCCCAGUUCAGAAGAUGUGGUGGUCAAGCUGUCUGGAAGUCAGAUGACGUUGGACUACCUUGAGGAGAAUGGAUUCAAUGAGCCAAUUCUCAUCCAGAAGAAAGAUGGGCUGGGGAUGGCUAUGCCCGCACCCACGUUCUACGUCAGUGAUGUGGAAAACUAUGUUGGACCUGAUGUUCUUGUGGAUGUUGUCGAUGUAACCAAACAGACACUGAGCAAGAUGAAGUUAAAAGAAUUUGUUGAUUAUUACUACAGCACAAACAGAAAGAAAGUAUUAAAUGUGAUCAACCUAGAGUUUUCAGACACAAGAAUGGCCAAUAUUGUUGAGAGUCCGCAAAUAGUUCGGAAGGUAUCCUGGGUGGAAAAUUACUGGCCUGACGAUGCAUUGUUGGGGAAGCCCAAAGUGUCCAAAUACUGUCUCAUAUGUGUGAAAGACAGCUACACAGACUUCCACAUCGAGUGUGGAGGUGCCUCUGUGUGGUAUCAUGUACUUAAGGGAGAGAAAAUCUUCUUUCUGAUCAAGCCCACUUCUGCCAACCUUUCUCUAUACGAGCGCUGGAGGUCCUCCUCCAACCACAGCGAGAUGUUUUUCGCUGACCAAGUGGACAAGUGUUAUAAAUGCACACUGAAACAAGGGCAAACUCUUUUCAUUCCAUCAGGUUGGAUUAAUGCAAUACUGACUCCUGUAGACUGCUUAGCCUUCUCUGGGCAUUUUGUCCACAGUCUGAGUGUGGAGAUGCAAAUGAGGGCAUAUGAGGUGGAAAAAAGACUCAAAGUUGCCAGCCUCACUCCAUUUCCAAACUUCGAAACAGCAUGUUGGUAUGUGGGGAAAUACUACCUGGAGAGGUUUAAAGGUUUACAUAAGGCAAACAAACAGCCACCUCCUUACUUGGUACACGGUGCCAAAAUUGUCAACGGAGCUUUCAGAUCGUGGACUAAAAAACAGGCUCUUUUAGAACAUGAGGAUGAGCUUCCAGAAAACAUGAAGCCAGCACAGCUCAUUAAAGACCUUGCCAAAGAGAUUCGGAUUUCAGAGAACGCAACAAAAGCCAUAAAGAAUGAACCUAGCAACUCGAAGCCCCCGGCAGAGGAACCCCCGUCUGCUCCAUCAGAACCAGAAGAGCCCAUGUCCCCUGCUCUCAUCUCCACCCCUCCAAGAGAUAAGCCAGCCAGGAAGAAAGCCACAAAGCCACCCAAAAUGCCCAAGGCACCCAAACCACCGAAGGAACCCAAAAUAAAAGAAGGUGGCAAAAAGAAAGCGAAGAAAGUGAAAGAUAGUAUUUUACCUGAGAAAAAGCCCUCCAGUCUGGCAGCUCUUGAAUCCCAUGCAAAGGACAUCCUGAACAAGAUGGACCAGCCCAAAAAACUGGUAAAGACUGGGAUGAGUAUUAUGGAGAGGGAGACGAGUAAACCGAAUGAUGUUGAUAAGUUUAAGAUGAUUCGAGAGCAUAAUAAGAACAAGACGGAGGCCAAAUGGAAAUAUAAGAACAGCAAACCCGAUUCGUUAUUGAAAAUGGAAGAAGAGCACAAAUUUGACAAAAGUCUACUCAGCCAUAAAGACAAUAAAUUUGCAUUUUCAUUGUCGAAUAAGAAGUUGUUGGGAUCAAAGAUGCUCAAGACCCAGACCAAUUCGAGUGUUUUUGGCUCAAUACAGAACAUUAAGGAAGAAAAACCCAAGCCUGUGAGAGACGAGUAUGAGUAUGUCUCUGAUGAGGGGGAGCUUAAGAUUGAUGAAUUCCCAAUCAGGAGGAAAAAGAACGCAGUCAAGAGAGACUUUUCCUUUUUAUCAAACAUCAAAGAGCCUAUUCAGCCAGCCAAAAAGCCAAAGCUACAACAGUCGGACACGAAGAAUCCAGAUUCAUCAGAUGAGGAAUCUCUCCACAUAGACACAGAGGCCAAGGCAGAGGUCAAAGGUCGUAACUCCAAGGUCUCUAAGAAUAAAGGAGGCAGUUCAGCUGGGAUUCUGGAUCUCCUGCAGGCCAGCAAACAAGUGGGCGGCAUUGACUACAGCAACAACAGUCAGCCACCUGCAUCCCCCAGCACACAGGAGGCCAUCCAGGGCAUGUUGUCCAUGGCUAACCUGCAGUCAUCAGACUCUUGUCUGCAAACGUCCUGGAGCAAUAGCCAAGCAAAGAACAACUCGCACAGCAGCACAGCCAACAAGAAGCAGAGCAGCGUGGCCGGAGCAGGAGGUAACAGCAAGCGACCGGCCAAACGCUUGCCCAAGAAGACGCAAAAGAGCAGCAGCAUGGAUAGUUUGGACAUGUUUUAUGAUGACCAGGACCACCUGGAAGCUUGCUUUAAGGAUUCUGAUUAUGUUUAUCCAUCUCUGGAGUCUGAGGAGGACAGUCCCAUUUUCAAAUCGAGAUCGAAAAAAAGGAAAAAUACAGAUGACACUCCAUAUAGUCCAACAGCACGAGUUGGGCCCACUGUACCACGACAGGAGAGACCAGCUCGGGAGGGGGCACGUGUAGCGUCCAUAGAGACAGGAUUGGCAGCUGCCGCGGCUAAAUUGUCUCAUCAGGAGGAGCAGAAGAUCAAGAAGAAGAAAAAGAGUACCAAAAAGAAGCCCAUAGCUGUAGAGGAGCCUCUCAAACUCUCUCAGGACAGCAGCUCUCCAGAUCCCACCCCUGACUCUGAGACCAACCUGGGCGACCACGAGUACAGCACUGGAACGAGCAAGACCGCCGGCAGCUCGCAACCCAUGGCCCCCGGAGUCUUCCUCAGCCAGCGACGGCCUUCAUCAUCAUCGUCAUCUCAGAACACCUCAUCUGUCCCGCCAGCAAAAGUCGAACGUGGGAACUCGACAGACGCCAAAGGUGAUUUUGGUGAUGAGUAUCGAUUCAUGUUUAAGCCAAGCGGCUAAAGAAAGGAAUGGCAACGGCCAAACAGAGACUUGGAAAAAUCUUAAAGAUUCAUCGUAACGGCAAGCUCCUGCUGUAACAUGGACAAUGGGUGACUCAGACUUUCUCCUGAUGUUUAUGGACCCGUGGACUGAUCCCUCCCUCCCUCCCUCGACGAGCCCGGGAUGAGAGCAUAAGGACUGAAACGGACGGGAUCGCGAACAGGAUCCCACAAGUUUUCAAUUUCUAAGAAGAACAUAGUUCAGAUAGGUUUUUGCCUCUUCUUUUACUUUAUAACUUUCAGAUAUUAAAAAUGUACAGAAUACCUGCUCUUAAUAUUUUGUAAGAAGAAUUUGUCUUGUUUUACUACGGCUAUCAGUUUAUCAGGGGUUGCUAAUAUAUUAUAAGAUACAGUACAUAGCAGUCAUUCCAAGAUAAAGAAAGUAUCCCUUGCAUGUAUUCCAGUUGCAUGCAUUGUUUUGAUGAGGGGAAAGGGUUGGUGGAAGGUUGCAAACAAGAAAUUCAUUUUUGCUUUUUGGAUGUGGCUUAUCAUUGUCUUUUUUUGAUUUUUUUUUAACAAGUAUUACUGAAGACAUGACGAUUUUCACAGUAACCGUUGGGUGAUUUUAAUAUCCCCCAUUUGGAAUUUACUUUCCUUAAUCCUUAAGCAAAAAAAGCAUUUUUAUACGCAUAACCUACAUGGGACAACUGAAAAAGUACUUUUCUGUUUGCUAAGCACUAUCGCAGAUAAUAUUUAUUGACCUAAUAUAAUUGUACAUGUCAUAGGUAGUUUGAAGCCCUAAGGCACUUACAAAACUUCAGUGAAGCACAAAUAUGAACUCAUAUUUUUAGUAACAUUGUAUAUCUUCACAGCUAUCUUUUUUUUUCUUUUUUUCUACAAAUAUAGGGAAAAAAAGAGUUUUUUGUGGGGAAAAUUUUGACAAAUCGCUGAACAUGCAUAUCGAUAACAAACCAUAUUUUCACUAAAUUACAUGGUUGAAAUAUCUUAUUUUCCCCUGUUGGUUUAGCAAAUCAUCGUAUCACAUGAAAUAAAAUGAAUUGUUAGCACGUCUUUUAAAAUGUUAUUUAUAUAUUUUUGUUGUUUUUAGACAUUGAUACUACAAUCAGUUUUAUGUCAUACUGUUUUUUUUGUUUUUUUUUAUUGUUUGACAACGUAGCUCUUAUUACGGUUACAAAACACUCGCCAAAAACAACGAAACACUACAUGAAUGGGAUCUCUAGCACUGAUGAUAAGCCUCAUCCAUGACAUUUCACUACAUGGGGAUACUUUCUCUCUUCUGUUUGUUUCACAGGCAGCACCAAUUACCCUAGAAUGAAAUAUGCAUUUAUAUUGCUUCACAGAACAGUAUGUAGAAUGUAGCCUGUAUAUAGCUUUUUAAAUGACUACUUUUUGUAUCCUUUUUUCCUUAAUACUUCAUUAUACAUUUUUACUAGUUUUUGCUAAUUACAGACAAAAAUAUAUAUAAAGAUAUAGAAAUAGUCAUUACCUUUUCAAUUUUUUGUUAGAUACACAAUAGCUGAACUUUUUUUAACCAUUGUUUUGUUUUCAUUUCGUUCUGUUACGUUAGACAAAAGGUGUUGCCUGGAGAACAAAAUAAACAUUGUAACAUUUAUUCUCAUAUGGCCUUACAUGCAGAAAACCAUGUGUAUUAUGAUUCAUUUAUGAUGGGGGAGAAGGAAAAAAUCAACAACAUUUCUACAACCAGCCUGACAUUUGAGCUAAAAUACCCCUGAUGGAUUUUAAAGUUAUUUUACUAGCACCUUGUGAAGUGUUUUCUGUGUCAGUGAUGUAAUUUAUUAAUGUUUGUAGCCUUUUAUACUUGUAUAAUUCUUAAGAGGUUUUGUUUUAAAUAUUUUAUCAGUCUGUGAGCCCCUUAGGACACUUUUAUCAUUAACAUUGGGCAAUAGUUCCUUCUUUUUUUAUUUUUUUUUGUCUUAGCAAAACCACGUCUUUAUUGUUUUCAUCAAAUCAAGUGCAACUGCUCAUCAAUACAAAAUGUUACAUUAUUAUUGUUAUUAUUAUUAUUAUUAAGCAGCUAUUUUCAUCAUGCCAUGAGUUUUAUUUUGGUAAUAGAGUAUGUACAUUCUUAACCAGGUUUACUGUGCUCAUAAAUUGCAGUGUUUUAGUUACCGAUGUAAAUCUUGUAUCCACCUUUCCGAUUCGAAACACUCAGAAUCUUUGUCAAUGGAACUAUUUCAGGUUUUUAUUUGUACAAAAUGUGUGUUGCUUUGUUGUGGUUUAUUUUUAUAUGUUCAAACAAUUAAAUGCAUCCACUGUUUCAUGGCAGUGAAUGAUACUUU